Molecule: messenger RNA, 3243 nt
Organism: Microthlaspi erraticum
Lineage: Eukaryota; Viridiplantae; Streptophyta; Magnoliopsida; Brassicales; Brassicaceae
Source: the annotation of a GenBank genome assembly
AUGCAAAAUAGCAAAGAACUGAUUAAUGAUUGUGGUUUGGUAGAGUUUCUAAGUCGGGCUAACACUCUUUCUUGGAGGGGUAGAAGAAGAGGCAAGAUAGUGAGGUGCCGCUUGGACAGAGCGCUUGCUACAGAAGAGUGGCAUGAUCUAUUUUCCUUUUCUCAUGUGGAAUAUUUAAAAAUGAUUGGAUCGGAUCAUAGACCAAUUUUGGCCACGUUGGACUCGAAAGUAACGAAACGACGACAACAGUUUCGGUUCGAUAAACGGUGGAUAGGGCGUGAGGGUCUACUCGAAUCCAUUGAAAAAGGGUGGAAAAAUUUCCAUGGAGAGGUAUCUCCGAGUUUGGUCGAUAGGAUCCACAGUUGCCGGCAUGAGAUUUCCGUUUGGAGGAAAAAUAAUCAACCCUAUGGAAAGGCAAGGAUCGCAGAAUUACAGACUGUGCUAGAGGUAGUGCAGGAUGAUGAUACAAAGACACAGGAGGAAUUGAUCGACAUUACAAACAAGCUUAAAGAAGCUUAUCGGGACGAGGAAGGAUACUGGAAACAGAAGAGCAGGAAUAUGUGGCUAAAAGAUGGGGAUCUAAAUACGAAGUUUUUUCAUGCAUCCACAAAGCAGCGGAGAGCGGUUAAUCGGAUAGUGGGGCUGCAUAAUGAGGGGAACGUCUGGGUUGCUGGUGAAAAGGAGGUUCAGAGGGUAGCAGUUGAUUAUUUCCAAAAACUCUUUACAUCUACAUUGCCGGUUGAUUUUACGAGGGUUCUGGAAAAUGUAUCAGGAUGCAUUACCCCAACAGAAAACGAAAUUUUAACUCGUUGUGCUACGGAGAUGGAGGUGAGGGAGGCAUUAUUCAUGAUGCACCCAGAAAAGGCACCGGGGCCAGAUGGGAUGACAGCCCUAUUUUUUCAACGGUCAUGGCAUGUAGUGAAAGGGGAUAUUCUCCCUAUGGUGAAUAACUUUCUAGCAACCGGGGUUCUUGAAGACAUACUGAAUAUGACUAAUAUCUGUCUCAUUCCAAAGACGGACCGACCUACUCGGAUGACAGAAUUAAGGCCAAUAAGUCUGUGUAAUGUUGGAUAUAAAAUUAUUUCAAAGGUCCUUUGCCAGAGGCUCAAAGGGUUAUUGCCAAGAUUGAUUUCUGAAACACAGUCUGCUUUUGUGCCGGGCCGACUGAUCUCGGAUAAUAUUUUGAUAGCACAAGAAAUGUUCAACGGAUUAAGGACCAACAAGGCUUGUCGAGGCAAAUUUAUGGCAGUGAAGACAGACAUGAGUAAAGCCUAUGACAGAGUCGAAUGGCCCUUUAUUGAGGCACUAAUGCGAAAGAUGGGAUUUGCGGAGGCAUGGAUCACUUGGAUGAUGAGUUGCAUAAAAUCGGUCAAGUAUAGAGUUUUAAUUAAUGGUCAACCACGGGGAAAAAUUAUACCGCAGAGAGGUCUCAGACAAGGAGAUCCCCUUUCUCCAUAUUUGUUCAUUAUGUGCACAGAGAUAUUGAUAACAAAUUUAAAAAAGGCGGAGGUUUUGAAAGAGAUUACUGGUCUCAAAGUGGCUCGGGCUAGCCCAGCGGUGUCCCAUCUAUUAUUUGCAGAUGAUAGCUUAUUCUUUUGCAAAGCUAUAACUAAGGAGAGUCGGGUACUGUUACAAAUCUUGAAGGAGUACGAAAUUGCAUCGGGGCAACAAAUUAACUUUGCCAAAUCUUCAGUACAAUUUGGACACACGGUAGAUGAGGGGCUGCGUGCGGAAAUUCACCAGAUUCUGGGGAUCACCAAUGUUGGCGGAAUGGACAAUUACCUGGGAAUUCCCGAAAGUCUGGGGGCAAAGACAAAGAUAUUUAGUUUCCUCAUUGACAGACAAUACAAACGGGUCAAUGGGUGGAAUUCAAAAUGGCUGUCGAGGGGAGGAAAAGAGGUUCUGAUAAAGUCUGUUCUUUCGGCAAUGCCAACGCAUGUCAUGUCAUGUUUUCGAUUGCCGAAAGGAGUUACAAACAAACUCACGAGUGCAGUGUCAAAUUUCUGGUGGAGUAACAAUGGGCAGACUCGAGGGAUGCACUGGCUGGCUUGGAAGAAGCUUUGCCGACACAAGAAUGCGGGGGGGUUGGGAUUCAGGGUGAUAGAAGACUUCAAUACGGCCUUAUUGGCAAAAAAAUUAUGGCGGCUACUGGAUAACCCGGAUUCAUUAUUUUCACAGGUUUUCAAAGGACGGUAUUAUAGGAACUCAGAUCCUUUGGAACCCAUUAGGUCAUACUCCCCGUCCUAUGGAUGGCAGAGUAUGGUCUCGGCUCGACCUCUGGUAAAUAAAGGGCUUAUUAAAAGAGUUGGUUCAGGGAAUUCUAUCUCGGUUCUUCUCGCCCGAGGCCAGCCACAGGACACUGGGCUCAUUUCUACCCUCAUCUUCGGCGAGGAUGUUCCCAUUAUCUUAGGGAUUCCAACAUCUCGCACCGGUAGACCGGACUCGAUGGGAUGGUUUUUUACGAAGUCGGGCCGUUAUACGGUAAAAUCAGGGUACGUUUUGGCGCAACAAAGUCUUGAUGAGGCUAAUCCGAUCAAGUAUGGUCCGGAUAUAAGUCCACUACAAGCAUACACAUGGAAAGUGAAAUGUACGCAGAAGCUACAACACUUCAUCUGGCAAGUGUUAACGGGGUGUGUUUCUGUAGGGACACGGCUACAGAGUCGCGGCCUUCAAAUCGACCCACAGUGCGUGCGGUGCGCUUUGGACCAUUUCCCAACAGGAGGCUUGUUUACAAACAUUGCUCACCUGUUCUGGAACCUACCAAAUGAUGAAAGAAUGGGUAUGUAUCCCUGGUUGCUUUGGUUUAUUUGGAAAGCCCGAAACGAUAAAGUCUUCUCCAAUGAUGACUCAGAUCCUAAUGAUAUCAUUAAUCACGCGGCAAGUGAAGCGGUAGCGUGGAGGACGGCACAAGCCAGACAAGAGGUUACACCGGUCUGGAGGGGAAUCCGGCUGAGAUCUCGCCAGAGUGCAUGUUACGGCAGAAGGAAGUUAACAAUAGUGUUUGAAACGGACUGUUCUGAUGUGGUAAAGAUGGUGUCUAAACCCGAGGAGUGGCCAGCUUUUGCACCGAUACUAGAAGAAUUCUGCAGAUGUAGGAUGGAGUUCACUUCCUUCUCCAUAGUGCAUAUCCCAAGAACGAAGAACACGAAGGCGGACAAGUUAGCACGGAGUGCUAGAGUUCUACCUACAGAUGUGUUUUAUGUAAACUCUGUUUCUCCGACUUGGAUUCCCGAGUUGGUUUAG